This is a messenger RNA of Cuscuta campestris, 3585 nucleotides long. The record is from the annotation of a GenBank genome assembly. NCBI's taxonomy places the organism in Eukaryota, Viridiplantae, Streptophyta, Magnoliopsida, Solanales, Convolvulaceae.
AGGUUUUACUGGUAGGUAAAAAUAAAAUUUACCGAAAUAGGAGGGUAGUUGCGCCUUUAAAUUGCCAACUGCUCGCCCUCUGAAUGGAAUCGCUUUAGUGUUUUGAUCGAUCUUUAGUUAGUUCUAGAAAUAAUUGUCAAUUGAUCGGUUAUACGUGUUUGGAAAUCAACUGAAUAAUCUUCUCUGAUCCAUGGAGCCUAUUCUAGACUAAGAGUUCUUAAGAGUUUGAAUCUAUUAGACAAAGUUUAAGGGUUCCGGCAAAAUCUCUUCUACUGGUUGGUUAAUAGGUUUGAUGUUUUGAAGCAUAUUUAUUAUAGUGAUGUGUGCGCGCGGGUGCAGAUUGAAUUCUGGAUCUGUCUUCUGCUGACUCUGUUUGGAUGGAUCCCUGGAAUUAUUUAUGCGGUUUGGAUCCUCACCAAGUGAUCCUCUUGUUUGUUUGGUGGAGAUAUGUGAAUGCCAUCAAAUCCGAUAAAAGGAGUGUAACGUGCCGUUCUUGUCCCACAAGUUUGGUGUUAUGGUUUCUAUUGUGCUAGUUGGAUUUGAGAUGUGUGUGUGACGCCAUGUAUGUUACUACUUUCGUUCUAGUAUAUUCGUCGAGUUUGACUUUUUUGAGUUAAACUAGACAAAUUUGAAGUCUCAAUUAAAUAAAAAUUGUAAUGUAUAUGAGUAUAAAAAUGAUUUCGUUUGAUUUAUUUUAUUGAAAAUUGUCAAAAUUGUACUUUUAAUGUAUUAAUAUACAGUUCAAAUUGAGAGUAUUCGUUGAUGAUUAAAAGGGAGAGGGGUGGAGAGAGGAGCACAGUGAUUCAGUGAACAAAGGAUGAAGUUCUAGAAAUGCGUUCUCCUCUCUUCCACGUUUCCUCGAUUUCAAGAUCAGAUUUUCAGUUUUUGUUCUUACUGAUGAUGGAGUCGUGAUCGCCCUUCUCACCUGAUUUCGUACUUAUUAUAUUUCCAGUUUUGGGGGUGGGAUUUAUUCAUUAAUUUAUCCUUCUGAAUAUGAUUGAUUUGGAGUUUGGGUUUUAGAGAUGGGCAGAUGCGUGUCGAUUCAGGACGGCUGCCGCCACAGAAGGAAGACGAGUCGGAUGAGGAAAAAGGCUACCGACAGAAGAAAGGGGAGGAAUCCAAAAAGGACUUGGACUGUAGUGGUUGGAAUUGCAGAGAUGCCGAAGGAACAUUUCCAAGCCAGAACAUGACAAAGACGCAGCCUCCUACGCAAGAUGACAAGGCAGAGCCAGAGGACCCAGAAAUCCACCUGGACUCCUUCAAUCAGAGUGCAACCAUGAACGGUUGCACAGAUGAAGAAAAGUGCCUCCUUUUCUUCCAGACCUUGCGGAAUCGAGCCACCGAGUGGUUCAACAAGCUUCGCCCGGGAAGCAUUGACUCAUUCAGCGACUUGGCCUCGAAGUUCAAGGCCAAGUUCCAGGAGAACUGUACCAAGAGGAAGAAAUUCACCUAUCUUAGUACAGCCGGGCAGAGGGAAUCUGAGAACCUCACCCAAUUCCUUACCUGGUGGAAAGAGGAGGUAGACAAGGUGGAAGAGAUGGAUGACAAAACCGUCUUAUCUCUCCUCUUGAGUGGCUUACGUGCCGGGGAACUAUACAAGGAGUUCUGCCGGAAACCCCCGGCCACGUACCAGGAAGCCUACCACACUGCCUGGGAAUUUGCUGAGGCUGAAACUCAACUCCGGGCAAAGAAAGAAGCUGAGCAUGGUUUCAAGCCCAAGCCGGUGCAAGUCAAGAAGGAAGAAGCACCGGUAACCAGCCGGCCAAGGCACCACUAUGACCCGGUCGUUCGCAUGGUCAACACAGAAGAGUGCCUGGAGGAAAGGAAAGCAACGGCUCCUUACCCAGUCAUUCCUCCGGAAAAUCCUACCGGUGAAACUAGGCAUCAGUGGUCGGGCACCUAUUGUUCAUAUCACAGGUCAGAUUCCCAUAACACUUACGAAUGCAAGAGUGUUAAGGGAGUGAUCCGGCAGAUGAUAGACAGCGGGGAACUGGGCAAGGAUUACCUGCAGAAAGCCCAGGAGAAGAACCAUCAAUGGGUAAGACCAGCAACCCAGGAGAACGACCGGGACAAGGACCGGCGGAGGAACAACUGGCAGAGGGAGCAACAGCCUGCCCCUGACAAAGAGCAUAUUGGGAUGAUCUUUGGCGGACCCGAAGGAGGAGAUUCAGCCGCGCAGCGAAAAAACUGGGUUCGCAGCAUUUACGUUGGUGAAGUGAGUGCUGAACCGGCCAGGCGUAAGUAUCCCAGGAGGGAGCCAAUAGUCUUCACUGAACGGGACCUCCCUCCUACCGGUGAAGAUCACAGUGAUCCAUUGGUCAUCACCAUGGACAUCAACGGGGUGGACGUCGCCCGGGUACUUGUUGACACCGGCAGCAGUGUCAACAUCCUCUACCUGGAGACCUUCCAGAAACUCAGGUUGUGUCGGACACAACUUGAACCCCUCAAAACCCCUCUCUCAGGCUUCACGGGAGAUACGGUGGAAGCUGAAGGGUCCAUAGUUCUACCGGUCGAACUAGGAUCGGGCGAGAAGGCCGUAUGGAAGAAAAUGUGGUUCAUCGUCGUGGACAUCAAAUGCGUCCACAACGCAAUCCUUGGAAGGCCUGGCAUCAACAAGGUCGGGGCGGUGAUUUCCAUGCCUCACCUAUGCAUGAAAUUCCACACUCCAGGUGGUGUGGGUAAAGUGAAGGGCGACCAGAGGAACGCCCGGGAGUGCUAUGCUCGGGCGGUCAAGAAGAUGACCAAGGGAGUCAACGUCAUCUCCCAAGAAAUCACCAAGGGAGAAACCCGGGAGAAACUUGAACCCGAGGCCGAGACGGUGGAGAUCGAACUUCACCUGGGUGAUCCUUCAAGGAUGGUCAGAAUCGGAGCCAAUCUCCCAGAAGAUCUCAAGGCGGAGAUUACGCGGGUACUCCGAGAAUACGCGGGCAUAUUUGCAUGGAGCGUGGCAGAUAUGCCCGGAAUCGACCACUCAAUCAUCUGUCACCGGUUGGCAGUGAGAGAUGGAAGUCGACCGGUACGCCAGAAGAAAAGGUACCUGGCCAGUGACCGGCGGGACUUCGUCAAGAAGGAGGUGAAGGAUCUCCUCAGUGUUGUGUUGCGUAAUUCAACAUCCUCCGGGAGGAUGGUGAAGUGGGCGAUGAUGUUAACUCAAUUCAACAUUGAGUACCGGCCAAGGUCAGCAAUCAAAGGGCAAGCCCUUGCGGACUUCCUUGUAGAGAUGACCGGUAUAACUCCAGAUGAACCGGUCAACAAACCCACUGAGCAAUGGUGGGAGAUGGCAGUAGACGGGGCGUCCGGUCCUAAUGGUUACGGGGGUGGUAUAGUCUUUACUACCCCAGAAGGAUUCAAAAUUUACCAUGCGAUCAUCUUCAACUUCAAGCUGACAAACAUUGAGGCAGAAUACGAAGCUCUGGCUGGAGGGCUCAGAUUGCCCAAGCCCUGAAGAUCGACCGGGUCAGUAUCUGUAACGCCCUAAAAUAUACCCUAAAAUUUAUUGAAUUAAAUAUUCAAUUUUAUCAAAUUUGUUUUGAUUAAAAUAAAUGUUUGUUGGGCUUUGGGCCAAAAUGAAAUAUGUUUAAAUAU